CCAGUUUCAGUUUUUCAACAGAUGAAACCUGAAAUUCGAGAUCCGUGUGCGCGCUGAGGAACCUCUAAAGGGUGGAGGCAGCAGAAAACAGGAAGGUGCUGAUAAGACGCUCCAAAGUUCACGGCACACCUGAGGGGCGCCAGAUCUUCCUCCAGAACGACGGAGCUCGGAUGUGAUUUUUCCCGUUUGUGGAAGCGUUUCGUGGAAAUAAUGAGAGGACCGUGUCUCUGAGCGCUGGAGAUAUCUUCACCCGUCUGGAGAUGUGGCCUCUGAGAGUUGCCGUUUUUUUACUCUGCUUUGCAUGUAGCUGGGGUCAGAGCUGCUACGGGACGAAGGUCUAUUUCGUGUCCAGGAAUUUCUUCAGCGUUCUCCGUUGGGAUCCUGUCGACGUUCCGGGUCAAACACUUCUCUACAGCGUUCAGUAUAACCUUUAUGGGAACCCGUAUCAACCAGUGACUUGGUGCCAGAACAUCUCCACCCCUGUUUGUGACAUGACGGAUGUGAUGACGGAUGUGAUGAGCGACGUGUCCUCUAAAUAUCACGCCAAGGUCCUGGCCGGCGGACGGUGCCUCGGAGGGGCCAUAUCCAUGCCGUUUUGGGAAACCACAUUCACAGCUCCUCAGCUGUCAGUCACAUCAAACCAAACCCAUCUGAACGUGACGGUCUCGCCGCCGAGGGCCGCUUGGAACCGCUCUUUAGAGGACGUCAGCUUUUGGGGAAAACGUUUCCUGACAUCAUUUGUUAAGUACACGGUUCGUCUGACGCGUCCCGAGUCAAUGGCUGGAAAGGUGUUUGAGAACGCGUCCCGCUCCGUGUUGAUUUGGCUCGUGGAGACAGACGUCCAGUACUGCGGUGAAGUGUUUUAUACGCUCACACACCCCAGUGUGUUUGGUCCCAGUGAAAACUCCACCUUUUGUGUGACUGUCUCAGCACCCAAUUCCUGGCUUCAUAUAUUAAUAUGGCCUGGUCUGCUGGCUCUGCUGCUGUUGAUCGUCUUACCCAUCAUGCUUUGCCAGUCGGCGCUGAAGAAACAGAGCUCCUUGCCGAAAGUGCUGCAGAUCAUGCGAGACAACAGCAGCCCUACAUUUUGUCCCGAUCCAGAUGUCAUCUCUAAAGUGGAAGUGGGGUCUGGAUUUGCCGUGAAGCUUGAACCACAGCCUGCUUUUUCUCCGCCAGUGAUAAUGGAUAUCAACGCGUAUGCAUCCCAGGAGGCCUGCGAGCAGGAGCGCGUCCCGCUCCAGGACAGCCCAGAGUCUUCGGUCCACUACAGCACGUGCGUGCCUGCCAAGACCCGACCUCACGAAACCAGCUCGGACUCGUUUGGUCCGGAACCAAGUCUGAGCUUUUCAUUGAGCCCUCCGGACCCUGAAAACAGCGGCGGGCCGCUGGUGGUGCCGGUCAGAGAGGCUGAGAACGGCGAGCUGAAGUUUCCCGGCUUUUUAUUCCAAUGUGGGGAAAGUUCUCCAGCAGCUUCCCGGGACUCAGAGGCUUCGUCUGGAGAACAGACUCCUUUGCUCCCCGACCUUCUUCACAAGGACUCCAGGUGUAGCUCAUCCUACAAGCCCGUACACGUUUCGUGCGUCGUGACGUCAAACUACAGGCAGAACUGGCUUCCGGGGAUUCCUCUGGAGGCACAGCAGGAGCAGAGGACUUAUGUUAUGAGGACAGAACCCGUCCAGGACCCAGCUGAACCUGAGGAGGACUUCACAGAUGAAGAGGAACAGAGAUUCGGUGUGAUUUUUCUGGACAGGUUGAUGGUGGAGACGCAGGGGUUGACUUUGUCUUGUAACUAACCCUUGCUCUUCUCGGAGCGUCCGUGCAAGACGAAAAGUUGCUAAACCGCCAUCUUUUGGGGUUUUGAGAAAAUCUGAGCGUUCGUACAGACGUUGUGAGUUGACCGAACCUCGGAAACCUUCCCAACUACGUUUGAUUUUGUUGAGUUUCUUUCUGAAAGACAAGCAUAAAUAGCCAUGAAAGCCGACGUGUUAAUGUGCCACAGGUGAACAUUCGAUGAGCGAUCUGCCAUGUUAAAGAUGGGGAAAAUGGCUUUAGAAAAGUGGCAAAGAUUUCGAACAGAGAUGGGUAGGUUGGUCUAUUAGUGAAACGAUCCUUGUUGCAUAAUGUUCCAAUGGUGGCCAUUCGAAAAUGGGAAAAAUCCAUUUUUGUGCCAAGGUUUGCAUGCCUGUAAUUCAAGAAGUGUUAAAAAUAUCUCAGUGUUCUUUAAGAUGUUGGCUCUUAAGAGAGGUUUCAGGUUUUAAGGCCCAAAAUGGUUUUGUUCCAGAGAUACUGGGGUCUCAAUUUGGCUUUAUGUGUCAACCAAAUACAAAAUAGUGGACUGCGCAGCAAACAUUCAUCCAUAGCAUGUACUAUCUUGGCCUUCUUUCACAUUUAUGCAUUUCUCUCAACAGAUAUAUAUAUAUAUAUAUACUCAACUCAACUCAAUAUAUAUAUAUAUAUAUAGAGAGAGAGAGAGAGAGAGAGUUGAGUUAAAAUGGCCCUAAAGGUAAUUUUAAAAGCAUUGAGUGUUUUCAAACUGGCACUUUGACUGAAACUAAGCAUAUCUGUAGCAUUGCCAUUUUCACAAGUGUUAUACCAUUCGUUGUCAAUAUGUCUCUGUUUUAACUUAUUAGUCUAUUUAAUGAACGCAUAAUGCAAAACGCGGGAGUCCAAAUGCAGAAAACCUGAAGUGCAGCUUGUUAUUGCUGUGUUGGUGAAUUUUCAGAAACAUUUUUACACCAUUUGUUUGCGCUAAUCUGAGUAACUUGAAGGUCGGCGUGAAAUGCCGUUCAAAAAGCAUCCGUCUUCUGAAGCAUUUCUCGGGGGGGGAAACAGGAUAUUGAAGAAACGUUUGCACGUCUGUUUAUAAUCGGAUUGAUGGCUGAGCCGGACCGGAAAAAGUAAACACCUCAAUCGAACUGAAAUGAUCUGAAUGUUAAUGCUUAAAUUCGAUUAUAUUCUCAAUCUUAGCAAAAAGCUAAGAGUGAGAUAUGUUUGAAUAUGCCCUGAAGUUAAGUUUUGAAUGCAUUAAAUGCCCGUGUCGAUGAAUAAGUGCAACAUUUGCGCUUCACGUAAACGGGAUGUUCAGAAUCUGAGUGCAUGUAAGGGAAAAAAAUCCGUUUUUAUUGAUUUGAUCGUGAAAAGAGGAAAGGAGCAUGACAUUUUUAAUAAAUGAAUCACUUACAGUAAGGCAGGAAGAACCUUAAUGAUUGCAUGCUGACUUUUCAACGAUAUCUUCGAAGGGUUCGGCCUUAUUUCAUUGUGCAGCUCUGUACAAACAAUGUCAGACCCGGUAGGCGUGUGUGUAAAAACACGUCUUGAACGGAAACUUCCACACACACACACACACACACACACACACACACACACACACACACUCGUGAAUUAUAUAUUUGCAUACCAGACAAAAGACUCUCAUGUUCUUUGGAGUGUGUAAAAUGCUUCAUGGGGAUUUUUUUCGGUCUGCAGCUAUACGAGGAAGUUGCCGAAGUGAAAUACCUCAGAAACACUGACAAAAGCUCUUUGUUAUGAAGGAAACAAACAUCUGCGAGGUGAAGUCACAGCAGAAAUUCAGUCUGGCAGGAAAAACAGCUCUGGUCUAAAUCUUCCGACGGGUUUUACAGACAAAAUAUGUCAGUUAUGUUAUUUAAACGACGUACUGUUCAUCGGUUUAUUGAUUUGUUUGGCAUAUUAAAGAUAUUUGUCACUUUAA
Puntigrus tetrazona (Sumatra barb) is the source of this 3709-nucleotide messenger RNA. RefSeq names its product interferon lambda receptor 1 (gene ifnlr1). The coding region runs from base 261 to 1793 and encodes 510 amino acids. The record is from RefSeq and is a predicted model, not a curated record. Gene Ontology annotation, molecular function: protein binding. The transcript is spliced from 7 exons. NCBI's taxonomy places the organism in Eukaryota, Metazoa, Chordata, Actinopteri, Cypriniformes, Cyprinidae.